AGACACAUCUGUCUCCAUUACUGAAGUACUCUGAAUAUGGUACCAUCCUUCCUCCUCACUGCUCCCUUCACAUAGACUGUCUGGCCAUCUUUCUUUGCGCUGGAACGGUUUCCAAGAGACGAGGCUUAGAAUAAAGGAGGAUUCCAGGUGCGCCCAGCAGGUCACAGGCGGACUCGGGGAACGCGACACAGUAGAUGGGUGUGUUGACUGUGCCAGUGGGUGCCCAGGCGUCUGGGGUUGCAGGAGCAGGCGUGGAUCCCUUCACCAGGAGUGCUGCUCUCAACCAUUACUGCACCUCAUACACAUACUCACAUGGUAAGAAGGGUCCCUGGCCCCGUAGAGGGCACCCUGAUGGCACUGGGUACUCCUCCAACCUGCGACCCGCCGUCUUCUACACACCCAAUCUGGACAAGGAAGACAACCCCAAACUCGGGCUGGAGUUGCUAAAUGCGUGCUCUCAGAUGAAAUGGGACUACCAGCCGCUGCAGAGGCCAGGGUCCCAGGGCCUGCCCACCGUCUACCCAGCAGGCAUGGAGCGGGAGAGCGGAUACCACCAGUAUCGCUUCCUACCACCCAUUGUGCCGAUGUCUCUGCAGACUGAAUAUAAAGGCUGUUUUAUCCCCCACCGACCCCGACCCCCAGUGGUCCGUGAUAACUAUGUGGAGGGGGCCAAAGAGGGGAGUGGCUUCACCACAGCAGAGGAGCUGCAACCAUACACCUUCAUACCCCACUAUUACCCCAUGGACCAUGAUAGGAGAAUGGGGAGGAGCAUAAUGAAGUCUGACUUGACGCCCAAGACCUACCUCAAGGGCUCUGAGGAGAUGCCAGCUCUGGUAAAGAGAGCCGUGCGAGAGACUGGAUUCACCAGGGACACAGUGCAGCCGUUGGCCGCUCCAGCGUCCCUGUUGCCCCCUCCUGUGAGACGUCAGAAACAGAAGCACUCCCAUCUUGCUGCCCGCAACAGCCAAACCAUGCCCCCGCCAGGUUCUUCUGGAUUCAUCCAAAAUGCCCGAAACCUGGGGGCCGACCCACAGCCUCCACUUGACCCUAACCACUACGUCAGCCACUACCAGAACAGAUUUUGCAAUGUGACUGAAGCAGACAGGCUACGGCUUGGUUGGACCAGAGACAGCACCCACAGACACAUCCCUGGGGGAUAUGGAGGACGAGACACAGACAGGGACAACCUGAGGGGAUAGACGGCAGCCAUGUUUCAAUAAAGAUUUUCUUAUCCUGCUA
Engraulis encrasicolus (European anchovy) is the source of this 1239-nucleotide messenger RNA. RefSeq names its product stabilizer of axonemal microtubules 4 (gene saxo4). Gene Ontology annotation, molecular function: phosphatase binding. The transcript is spliced from 13 exons. Lineage: Eukaryota; Metazoa; Chordata; Actinopteri; Clupeiformes; Engraulidae. The record is from RefSeq and is a predicted model, not a curated record. The coding region runs from base 195 to 1199 and encodes 334 amino acids.